Molecule: messenger RNA, 4677 nt
Organism: Sapajus apella (tufted capuchin)
Lineage: Eukaryota; Metazoa; Chordata; Mammalia; Primates; Cebidae
Gene: BBS10
Product: Bardet-Biedl syndrome 10
Exons: 2
Coding region: 698-2869 (723 amino acids)
Biological process (GO): chaperone-mediated protein complex assembly
Molecular function (GO): ATP binding
Source: RefSeq, a predicted model, not a curated record
UUCACGUCAUUUCUGCUAAAAAAAAAAAAAAAAAGUAAUGUAUUUGUGGUGUCUAGAGUUUUAUUGUGAUACCUAAGUCUAGGGAAUGUGGUAAAACCUCAGCAGCACACAUAAAGCCUGCAAUUCAUGGCUGUAGCUAGACCCUUCGCACCUGUCCUGCAUCUAGAAAUUAUUUCCGUGACGGUAAGGAGAACAACUGGUGGAGAAUGUGGACAGUGAAUCCAAAGCAGAGGUUUUGCCCACUAACAAGCAGCUUCUAGCAGGGGAUGAAAGCCAGCCGAGUUCCAACCCUGGUGCCCUCUCCACGCAGGCCCACUACCGUGUUUAUUUCGGAAAAAAGUUUCUCAGGAGACUAAAGGAUUUGGGGGCAGCUGACGCCACUGGAGGAAAAUGAAUUCACCUGGGGAACAGGGGAAGGGCUUAAGGUUGCCGCUCCAGGCACAGCUGCCGGAAAUCCUAGCCUUUUUUUCUAACUUCGCGGACAGCGGGCCAACUCACGCCAGCUGGCAAAGAGGCAGGGCAUUUCCUCCUAGCGGGCGGAAGGGCAGCGCUUUCGCCCAACCAAGAAGUCCCGCUACCCCGGCUUCUCAACCUGCUUCCGGUUUUCUCCCCGCCUAUUCCGUUUCCGGCCGUUCCCACUCCUCUUUUCGUCGGCAUUGGUGUUCCGCAAGCUGGCAAAAAAGGGAAAGUGGCCCAGAUGCUAAGUUCUGUGGCCGCCGCAGGAUCUGUGAAGGCGGCGUUGCAGGUGACCGAGGUGCUGGAAGCCAUCGUGAGCUGCUGUGUGGGGCCCGAGGGGCGGCAAGUUUUGUGUACGAAGCCCACUGGCGAGGUGCUGCUCAGCCGGAAUGGAGGCCGCCUGCUGGAGGCGCUACACUUAGAGCAUCCCAUAGCCAGGAUGAUAGUGGACUGUGUUUCCAGUCAUCUCAAAAAAACAGGAGAUGGUGCAAAAACAUUUAUUAUCUAUCUUUGCCGUUUGCUUAGAGGACUUCAUGCAUUCACAGAGAGAGAAAAGGAUUCUUUGAUGUGUGAAAACAUUCAAAUGUACGGAAGGCAUUGGAAAAAUUGUCAGUGGAAAUUUAUUUCCCAGGCUCUCCUAACGUUUCAGACACAAGUAUUAGAUGGUAUUAUGGACCAGUACCUAAGCAGACACUUUUUGUCUAUCUUUUCAUCUGCUAAAGAGAGGACAUUGUGUAGGAGCUCUUUAGAGUUGCUCUUAGAAGCAUACUUUUGUGGAAGAGUGGGAAGAAAUAAUCACAAAUUUAUUUCACAGUUAAUGUGUGACUACUUUUUCAAGUGUAUGACUUGUAAAAGUGGGAUUGAUGUAUUUGAGUUAGUGGAUGACUGUUUUGUAGAGUUGAAUGUUGGUGUCACUGGCCUUCCUGUUUCAGAUUCCAGGAUCAUAGCUGGGCUUGUGCUUCAGAAAGACUUUUCUAUGUACUGCCCAGCAGAUGGUGACAUACGAAUGGUGAUAGUAACAGAAACCAUUCAGCCUCUUUUUUCCACUUCUGGAUCAGAGUUUAUUCUAAAUUCAGAAGCACAGUUUCAGACAUCUCAAUUUUGGAUUAUAGAAAAGACAAAAGCAAUAAUGAAGCAUCUACAUAGUCAGAAUGUAAAAUUGCUCCUGUCUAGUGUGAGACAACCAGAUUUCGUUAUUUAUUAUGCAGGAGUGAAUGGUAUAUCAGUGGUUGAGUGUUUAUCAUCAGAAGAAAUUUCUCUUAUCCAGAGGAUCGUUGGUCUUUCCCCAUUUGUACCACCACACGCCUUUUCACAGUGUGAAAUUUCUAACACUGCUUUGGUGAAAUUUUGUAAACCUCUUAUCCUUAGAUCAAGAAGGUAUGUUCAUCUUGGCUUGAUUAGCACAUGUACAUUUAUACCACACUGUAUAGUUCUUUGUGGACCAGUUCAGGGUCUCAUUGAACAACAUGAGGAUGCUUUGCAUGGAGCAUUUAAAAUGCUUCAGCAAUUAUUUAAAGACCUUGAUCUAAAUUAUGUGACACAAGCCAAUGACCAAAAUGACACUGCAAGUCUUUUUAUUUGUAAGAACAGUGGAGAAAGUUAUCGGGUACCGGAUGCUGGUAAUGGCUCAAUACAAAAGCCUUAUCCAGACACAGUUGUAGAAAACAAAGAUGAAUUGGAAAAAACUCAAACAUAUUUAAAAGCAUAUUCAAAUUUGGCAAUUUCAGAUGUAGAAUUAGAAACAUGUAUUCCAUAUUCAACCCCCAAACUGACACCAGCAGAUACAUUCCAAACAGAUGAAACGCUGAGAUGUUUGUCUUUGGAAGAAAACAGCCUAAUUGGUGAUUAUGAAGCAUUACUCAAGAGCAGUUCCACUGCUUAUUCAACAAGAGGAAACAGUAGAAUAGAAAUUUGUUAUGAAAAUUUACAGGUCACAAAUAUUACUGGAAAGGGAGGCUUGUUACCAAUGAGCUACAAGUUACAGAAUAUGGGUACUUCCCAGAGUUACCUUUCCUCAUCUGUGCCAGCUGGUUGUGUUUUGCCAGUAGGCGGUAAUUUUGAGAUCUUGUUACAUUACUAUCUUCUCAACUAUGCCAAAAAAUGCCAUCAAUCAGAAGAAACCAUGGUUAGUAUGAUAAUAGCUAAUGCACUUUUAGGCAUUCCCAAAGUCCUUUAUAAAUCUAAAACAGGAAAGGACAGCUUUCCACAUAUGUAUAUAAGAGCUCUCCAUGCACUGCAAACCAAUCAACCCAUAGUAAGCAGUCAGGCAGGUUUGGAAUCAGUAACUGGUAAAUGCCAGCUGCUAACUUCAGUUCUUCAGUGUUUGACACAAAUAUUAACCAUUGACUUGGUAAUCACCGUUAAGAGACACCCUCAGAAAAUUCACAGUCAAGAUUCUGAAGAUGAACUAUAACAUCGGAAGCUUUUAAUUAACCAAACUUUUCAUCUUAACUCAAACCAAGUAAAGCAGGCAUGUGACCACUGAUUCUGAAGUCAGUUCAGUCUACUUAGGAAAAUACCAUACCUUUAAAAGUCUUUAGAAGAAGCACAGUAAGGUCACCAGACGAGAUGCAAAUAUUACAUUACUUUGUGGGACAAAACUAGAGGGGAAGCCAAGAUUUGGCUAAGUGUGUCAGUUUUUUCCCUGUUUUAUGCUUCUGUGUCUCAGCUCUAUGUUAGCCUAUGUGUUUAGAGGAGGGUGUUGCUUUAUUCCUCCUUUUUAUUCUUGUGUAUCUUUUUCACUGUAGUCCUCCUUCAUCUUUAUAUGUUUGGUUCAUAGAAUCAUUUAAUCUCUGAUUUGGAUGGGCUUAGUCUAAUUGUUUAUAAUAUUGAAUAUGUUAUUUGCUUUAUUUAAUUUUCCCUACUCAUACUUUAUAAAGCAGUGAGUAAAAGACUCAAAAUGUUUUUUUCAAAAAGCAUAAAAUUAAUUUUUACUUUUAUGUGGUCAUUGGUUUGUUGCCAUUUCAUUUGGAAAACCUUGGAUAGAUUUUCACCUUCCAUAUACCUUUGGAUAUAUGUUAGUUAAAAUAUAACUGUGUAUUGUGAACUCUUUCAUUUUUUUAGUAAAAGGUUAAUACUAGAAAGGAUAUACAAUUAAUACUUUCAUUUUCUCCUGACCCAAGAGCUUGUAAGGAUAUUUUAUGUAUUUACUGUUUUUUCUUAUAUUUGGUGAAUAGCCAGUAACAAAUAAUUUGACAGUUUAUAUUUCUAAUGUUUAUUUCUAAUUUAUUUCAUUUACAAAUGUUCAUAUUUUAUUUUAAAAGCUUAUCAAUGUAAUACUAUGCAUUUUGCCAUGGACAAGAACAGUGUCUUCUACAUUUAUUAGACUAAUAAAUGUGUUGACUAAUGUGUUUAAAAACUAUAAUAUCACAAUUUUUAUAUUAAACAUAAUUCUCGCUUUUUAAACAUUUAUGCUAUAUGAUACAUUGUUUCUGUGAAUAUGGAGAGAAUAAAUUAGCUCUAUUACCAAAUUCAUGGAUGAAUUUAAAAUUGCUGCAUAAUAUUUUUAAUUUUUUUAAAUUGUUUUUCAGGUUAUUUGGUCACUCUGCUUUUUGUGUGGUUGUUUUAAACACUCCUUCAUUACUGUAAGCAUUUAAUGACUUCCAGACAUGCCCAGUGCUUUGCACAUGGUAAGCAUUUAAUAGGUAUAAGUAGUCACUAGUCCCGCAGCCCUUUUGUGAGGCUGGACUGGGUCUUUGUACGUUUGGCACUUGUUCUAAUAUCUUACACACAAUAGAUGCCUGUUAAGGGCCUAUUUGUUGAAUGAAUUAGUCAUUUGGUCCUCAUAGAUGAGAUUAUAAUUUCUAUAAACGUUCAUGGGCAAAGGAUCUAUUUUGAGGAGGAGCAGAAAGUGUAGAACAGAUCUACAGAAAGUAAUUCUUUUUCUUUUCCUUAAAAGAAAUCUCUCAAAAAUAGUGAUAACACUUUCAUGGAUUUAUCCUUAUUUACAGAAUAACAGUAGGGAGUUUACAUUCCUGAGCUAGAUAGGAAAGCUUUUUUAAAAAUGUAAUUACAUUGUAUUUAUACCCUCCACCACAAAGGAUGUUAAGUGACCUGCAGUAAGAACAGACCAUCUCCACCCAAGAAAAGGAACAGACAAAAUUACAGUAAAAUCUGAAUAAAAAUUAAAGAAUCAAGACCAAGGAAAAUGUAGAGACAAGUUAAAAUCAAGAUCGUGUUUCUAUUUUGUACUGCUGCAUAAUGAAUAAUCCUAAAACUUAA